UUAUCUACCCUACGUACUAACAAUUCCAUUCGACUAUCGACCAUGGCCCAUUUUCACAACCAUAAUCUUAUUGUGUUUCUACAUUGGAGUUUUAGUAGCGACUGUUAUCAUUUCGGAAUCGUAUAUACUCGCUAUGUCAAUAUUAAAUUUGAAUGGCAGAUUUGCGUUGUUGGAAGAAGAGAUUCUAAAUUUAGGCGAUGAGGUAUUGAAGUUGGAAAAUCCGGAAACUAUAGCUGAUCAAUUCAACGAACGUCUAAUCGUGUUGGUCAAACGAAAUGUGAAUUUAAUUAAAUUUGCUGAGAAGCUGGAGUCACAGUUUACAUUUCCACUCUUCGUGAUGAUGGCCGACAGUGCGUUUGUGCUCUGCUUGUUGGCGUUUAAUGUACAUGAGAUUGGCUUUGCCACGGAUAGCAUUAAAUAUGUCAUUUGGUUACUGGCCAAGGUUUUAGAGCUGGUUGUACUCGGCUACUUGGGAUCCGUCACAUCUACAAGAGUUGAUGGACUUGGCACUACUUACUAUUCCUCGGGCUGGGAAAAAGUCAUCUACAAGUCAAACAAUUCUAAAGCUAAUGUACGAACUAUGAAACUUAUUACACGCGUAAUAUCUUUCAACCAGAAGCCAUUUAUGCUGACUGGCUUGGGAUUUUUCAAUGUGUCCUUGGAAACUACGCUUACAGUCAUACGAGUAGCUGGUUCCUAUUUUACAUUUAUCUGCUCAAUUCGUUGAAAGUUAA
Rhagoletis zephyria (snowberry fruit fly) is the source of this 734-nucleotide messenger RNA. RefSeq names its product odorant receptor 74a-like. Gene Ontology annotation, cellular component: plasma membrane. The record is from RefSeq and is a predicted model, not a curated record. Gene Ontology annotation, biological process: sensory perception of smell; detection of chemical stimulus involved in sensory perception of smell. NCBI's taxonomy places the organism in Eukaryota, Metazoa, Arthropoda, Insecta, Diptera, Tephritidae. Gene Ontology annotation, molecular function: olfactory receptor activity; odorant binding.